Molecule: messenger RNA, 4046 nt
Organism: Penaeus chinensis
Lineage: Eukaryota; Metazoa; Arthropoda; Malacostraca; Decapoda; Penaeidae
Gene: NaPi-III
Product: sodium-dependent phosphate transporter 2-like
Exons: 13
Coding region: 542-2179 (545 amino acids)
Biological process (GO): phosphate ion transmembrane transport
Cellular component (GO): membrane
Molecular function (GO): phosphate transmembrane transporter activity
Source: RefSeq, a predicted model, not a curated record
UCUCCCUCGCGCCGCUGCGUUCGUGGCUCUGUCCCCGCCCUGGGCUGACGCUGUUUUUGCAAGUGAGCGCCUCGGUUUUGCCUUUGAAUUGACUCUUUGGAGCUCGUGGUGGUACUGAAGGAACUUUUCCUGAGAUUCCGGUGUAUCUGGACCCCGAGAGGACAAGCCAGUCGGCCUCAUAACUACAACAAUGAUGUUCUUCAAUUCCAUUUGUCACAUUGAGCUGAUAUAGCGCAGCACAAAGCAUUGUUCGAAAGCAUCUCAUAAGGUUCCCGCUCCGAGCUCGUCGCCCGUUGCUCGCUGCUGCCUCUCAGGAGACGCUCUUCUGUGACACAUACUUCCCUCCCCCAACUCUCUCACUUUGUCAGUGCUUAACUCCCACAGAUAAACAGUUAGAGUCCACUCUCACACACCAAAGCCCCUCAGGUCGCCCCUUUCAGUCCCAGAGCACAAACCUCGCCCAGAGUCAAAACCCGUAGCCAAAUAGCCUCCCUCUUCGGAAAGCCCAACACUCGAGCCCCCCCUUCACACAACACCUAAAAUGGAGCCGUUCUCGGAAGAGCUUCUUCCCUUCGUCAUCGCGGGCUUUUUCAUAGCCUUCGUGCUGGCCUUCGGUGUGGGAGCCAAUGACGUGGCCAACUCCUUCGGGACUUCGGUGGGCUCCGGAGUUCUCACCCUCCGAAAGGCCUGUCUGCUGGCCACUGUGUUCGAAGUGCUCGGCGCCAUCCUCAUAGGAUACAAAGUGUCGGACACAGUACGGAAAGGAAUCUUGGAUGUCUCUCUCUACAACAACACCGAGAAGGAGCUCAUGCUGGGGUCCCUGGCUGCCCUUGGUGGCAGCGCCAUCUGGAACCUCGUGGCCACCUUCUUCAAGCUCCCCAUCUCCGGCACCCACACCAUCGUCGGCGCGACGGUCGGCUUCUCCCUCUGUGCCCGCGGCUUCGACGGCGUCAACUGGACCACCUUCGGAAAGAUCGUUGGAUCAUGGUUCAUUUCUCCUGUUCUCUCCGGCGUCAUGUCCGGCGUCAUCUACCUCCUCCUCAACCACUUCAUCCUGAAGAAGGAGAAGCCCCUGGAACCCGGUCUCAAGGCUCUCCCCUUCAUCUACGGCCUCACCCUUCUCGUCAACGUGUUCUCCGUCGUCCAUGAUGGCCCAAGGAUGCUGCACUUCGAUGUGAUUCCCUGGUGGGGCGCCGUCAUCACCUCUCUGGGCGUUGGCGUCCUCACAUCUCUCUUCGUCCAGUGUAUCAUCGUCCCACGCCAGAGGAAAGCCAUUGAAUCUGAUUUGGCCAAGGCUGCCUGCAAGCAAGACCACGAAGUCAAGUUCACCUUCGAAUCCGCAGACAGCCUAGAAAUGGCCGAACUGUUGUAUCAUGAAGAUAACAGCCGCUCCCCCACACCGCCCGGCCAGGAGCUGUCCGUGAUUGAGAAGGGCGUCUCCCCCACCACGUACACCUUCAACAGCAGCGCCACCGAGACCAACGGCUACAUCCCCGCCGAGACCAAGGGCAACCUGCUGGGCAACGGCCUCAACAACACCUGCCCUUCGUCACAGUCUCUUGGCAUCACCCACAACAGUAGUCAGGUUCCUCUCGUCAAUGCCAACCAAGUCAAGAUCGUCUCCAUGGACGAACUCACUGACAAGAAGGAGGCUGAGACUGACAGGCCCGAGGUGAAGCGCCUCUUCUCGUUCCUGCAGAUCCUCACGGCCACCUUCGGCUCCUUCGCCCACGGCGGCAACGACGUCAGCAAUGCCAUCGGGCCUCUCAUCGCCUUGUGGGCCAUCUACACCGAGGGUUCCGUGGCCCAGAGCUCCCCCACUCCCAUCUACAUCCUCUUGUAUGGCGGCAUUGGCAUCUCUGUGGGUCUGUGGGUGUGGGGUCGCCGUGUGAUCCAGACCAUCGGCGAGGACCUAACCAAGGUGACUGCCUCCUCCGGAUUCACCAUUGAGAUUGGCUCUGCCUUCACCGUCUUGCUGGCCUCCAAGGCUGGCCUCCCCAUCUCCACCACUCACUGCAAGGUUGGCUCCGUCGUCUUCGUGGGCUGGGCCAAGUCCAGCCGACAGGGUGUCGACUGGGGACUCUUCAGGAACAUUGUGAUCGCCUGGGUUGUGACCGUACCUCUAACGGCCGGUAUAUCUGCUCUACUCAUGUUGAUUCUGCAGAUCGCCUUCUUGUAAACAACUCUCAGUUGCUGUGAUACUCCCCAAGGGGGAAGGGGAGAGAGGGAGAACAGACAUCACCCCUCACGCAUCACCAAAGCCCCCACCAUCACCUCCACGAUCUCUUACGACUGCUUCCUCCAAAGCUCAUGUCGUGACAUCGAACUUUGGGACGCCCUUGCACUGGACGCCAGUGACGCCAGGUCACUGAAGGGAUCACCCAGUGCAGGUCGAGCCCUCUUCAUCAUUACACAACACACCAGUAUUAAAUAUCUUCCAUUAUUACCCCGCGAGUCAUUCACUUCGGGUACGAACUGUGAGGAGUCGCCAGUCCAGCACUGCGGGCACGGGUAAUGGGGGGAGAGAUUAGCGUCCCUCCUUGAUUGCCCUCCUAGCGACCCUGCACACGCUUCCCUGCACACCACCAUCGUUACCAAACAUCUCUGACUGUUGCUGCCCGAGUUUUGUCUCUGAAACCUCUUCUCCACGCACGGAAGCAGUAUGACCCCAGAGCUUGAAGCCCGUUACACCCGCUUUAUGUCGAUUGUAACUAUAGUAUAUCUUUAACUUCGUGGAAAUAUUCAGCAAUCCAUUCGUGCACUUUACUCCUAUUCCAGUUGUUAACAUGCACUGAAUAUUAAUGUCGUCUAGGUAGAGACUCGUAAACUUUCUAUGUAUAUAGAUGUCCACAUACGCACUGAUUGUGCAGAAGUCAUGACCGAAGUGCAGCUGCUAUUCCGAGGAUGUCGUCGUACGGUUUUUCCAGCCCCGCUCUUGCAGUGAGCGACGCGCCAAGAUGUCACCGAGGCACAGUGUUACCAGCCCAAUCAAGCAACGUAGGGAAGGUGAGAGCCAAAGGCAGAGCAGGUUUCUAGAAGUGUGGUGUAGUCAACGCCUCCGACAGAGCAAUCUGGUGUGGAUGAAGCCAAUAGAUUUGUUUUCUAAAAGUGAAACAGUCGUAUUUCGCGACUGCUCCUCACACCUGGCCUUAUUGCUGCGUGAUCAGAUACUAAUUUUUGACAAUCAAUUCUUGUUUUAAUGCAUCAAGUAAGAUCUGUUUCUUACCAUACUUUCAAGCUUACCAUUGGCAUUCAUUUAGGUCACCGGAGGCUACGAAUUCUGGAGGAACUAGCUCGACUCGACUCAUCCCCACCCUCCUCAUCCACAUCCAGGAGGGGUUCAUCAUUUCAUAUCCAAAUCUAUUCAUCCAUGGAUUGCAACCCCCAGCAAAACAUGUUCACAUUUAUAUCAUUCUUAUUUACCAUAAAUUGCGGUUUUUCGGACUCUGAAGAGGUCGCGUAGGCCGCUAUAUUAUUAUUUUCAUUAUAAGGACAUUGAAGCACAUUUAUAUUUUGUAGGAACAGCGUGAGUGGAAGUGUGGUGAAUACAAGCAUUAGGGAAUGUCUAGGUUAAUCUUAAUUUUUUUAUAAAGCAAGUCAACUUCAUGGGAAAAAGAUUUCCGGAGACUUCUUUGGAAGAAAGUACUGCAUAAAAACACCUCUCCUCUCUCGUUGGAAAGUGUAUUUGAAAAAGAGGAUGCUUGAAAUCUUUUGCUGAGUUCAUAUUUUCUUAAGAACACGUUAUUUUUGUAUCAUUAUAGUCAUUUCUAAAACGUUUAGAGUGUAUUUAAGAAAAUUAUUAGGAGAUGAAACGAGAGAAACCUGAUUGAUCAUUAUGAUAGGAGGAUAAAACAGUCAUUUUUGGGUCAGUUGUAGGUUUAAUCGCUCUUUCUUUCACAGAUUGUUGAAUUUUGAUAUGAUACUCUGUUGACUGUUUUGUUCACAUGUGUGUCAUGGCAAUGAGGAGAGUGAUAGAACAAAACGUAAUCUGUAAUUUAUAUAUAUAUAUAUAUAUAUAUAUAUAUAUAUAUAUAUAUAUAUAUAUA